AUGUCAAGCAACGCGACCAUCACCGAGUCUGCGACCGAGCCUGCCGCUUCUACCAGUAGUACAAAACAACCAAGCCUAUCGGCCAUGUCUGACCACAAGGGCGUCUCAACUCACUUCAUCUUCGGCUCUGUCAUCUUCCUUGUCGUCACCCUGCAGACUCUCCGGUACUUUUUAAAGAAAGGCACAUUGCACCGAAGAGAAACUUCCAGAGUCGUGACCUGUCUAUGGCUGCUGAACGCGAUACAUUACAUGUGGUUAUGCCAUCAAGCCUUCGUCUUGCCUAAUAUGAGCAAACUUGAACUCGAUUUGCCCAUGAUAAGCAUUCUUACCCUUACAUUCUUCAUAUUCGUCGUCUAUAUCGGCGUCUCUAUCUUCAUAUGGAAGAAAUGCCGUAUCAUGACAGCGAGCAGAAUCUACGCUUCGCUGCUGGUGCUGGUUCCCUGGCUGCCCGUUAUGGGUUAUAAGUUCUUCCUGACGCACGUCUCCGCCAUCGCACCUAUUGGGUUCUCGGGAGCCAUGAAAGCAAUGAUAGCGCCGAAGAGCUCCGCUCCUUCCCAGUGCCCUCGAUUGCGAAUGCCCUCAGGGCUGGCCGCUGAUCUGCAGAGGAACACCAGUCAGAGGCGUACAUAUCUGUUCGCAUUUGGUCUCCUCGCAGUCAAUGGCUUCAUACUCUGGUUUCUGAGCACAUUCCGUAUAACUGGGCAUAACUACCUGCCGGGGGGUAUCCUAUACGAGUCCCACUUCGGACUGGAAGAUUUUUACACCAUCGUCUACUUAGGAAUCAAACUAAGGAAUGCGCCGAUUAGCAGGCCCGCAGCAAAUACUCAGACGACCUCGGAAGCAGUAGCAGCACAACCUGCCGAAUCCGAGACCCCUUCACUCUAA
Messenger RNA from Peniophora sp. CBMAI 1063, 885 nucleotides. The record is from the annotation of a GenBank genome assembly. Lineage: Eukaryota; Fungi; Basidiomycota; Agaricomycetes; Russulales; Peniophoraceae.